Molecule: messenger RNA, 2097 nt
Organism: Mercenaria mercenaria
Lineage: Eukaryota; Metazoa; Mollusca; Bivalvia; Venerida; Veneridae
Product: mitochondrial tRNA methylthiotransferase CDK5RAP1-like
Exons: 15
Coding region: 561-2024 (487 amino acids)
Biological process (GO): tRNA modification; negative regulation of cyclin-dependent protein serine/threonine kinase activity
Cellular component (GO): mitochondrion; cytosol
Molecular function (GO): 4 iron, 4 sulfur cluster binding; tRNA-2-methylthio-N(6)-dimethylallyladenosine(37) synthase activity
Source: RefSeq, a predicted model, not a curated record
ACACCACAUGGGAACCUUAAUUUGCAAACGAACAACUGUGGCCAUAGUCGACCUAACCCUAACCUUUAGUCAGUAUAUUAGAGUCAUAAUUUUAGUGGUGCAAAGCCUGGACUAUGGCCGACAAAACUAUAGAAAGUAGUGUUUCCCCCUUAAUUUAGUAGAGGACACAAAACCUGUUUUCGUAGGUUUGCAUAAAGUACAGGUAAAAUGUUUUGUAAUAGAGCAGUUGGUAAAGGCAGGAUGGUUUUGAGGUAUAUAGGCAGAGGACAGAAUUCGGUGUGCCUGUCAUCAAAAUCUGAGCCAAAGCCUGCAGCUGUUCAGAAUCAGGAAGCAGCAGAUAAAGUGAGACAAUUAAAGAAAGAGCAAAGUUAUACCUGUAUAUUGGUUACUAUGGACAAGAAGCCCAACCUGGGCCUUCUUUAGAGCAUUUUAUUGCUAACAGUACAAACACAGCUGUUAAACAGAACAAGCGGAUAGAUAAUGUAAAUAUUCCCUAUCUGAAUGACAGUGACUUACAGGGUCAUGGAAGAAAAGUGUAUUUUGAUGUAUAUGGCUGUCAGAUGAACACCAAUGAUACAGAAAUAGCCUGGUCUAUACUGCAGGAGAAAGGCUAUCAAAGAACUGCAAAUAUAUCUGAGGCAGAUGUAGUGUUGGUUAUGACGUGUGCAAUUAGAGAAGGGGCGGAACAGAAGAUCUGGAGAAAACUGAAACAUCUUACCACACUGAAAAGAAGGGGACCGCUGAGGAAAGGUGGUACCAGGAUGAAGAUAGGAAUUCUGGGUUGUAUGGCAGAGAGACUGAAGACACAGAUUCUAGAGAAGGAAAAGUUGGUUGAUAUUGUGUGUGGACCUGAUGCUUACAGGGAUUUGCCGAGGUUGUUAGCCGUCACAAACAACAAACAAAGUGCAGUGAAUGUUUUACUGUCCCUGGAGGAGACAUACGCUGAUGUUAUGCCAGUCAGAUUGAAUGAAGACUCUGUUACAGCAUAUGUAUCAAUAAUGCGAGGUUGUGACAAUAUGUGUUCUUAUUGUAUUGUACCAUUUACACGAGGUCGAGAGAGAAGUAGACCCAUAGAUUCUAUACUAGAGGAAGUUAGAAUAUUAUCAGAUCAGGGCGUGAAGGAGGUCACACUUCUAGGUCAGAAUGUAAACAGUUACCGUGAUAUAUCCGAGUCAGAUUACUAUGGGGUACCAGAUCGAUCGCAAGCUACAACUCUACGAGAAGGUUUCAAGACUAUAUACAAACCUAAAUCAGGAGGUCGAAGGUUUGCUGACCUGCUGGACAAAGUGUCUGACAUUGACAAGGAUAUGAGGAUCAGGUUUACAGCUGCACAUCCCAAAGAUUUCCCAGAUGAGGUUUUACAUUUGAUAAAAGAGCGAGGAAAUAUAUGUAAUCAGCUGCAUUUACCAGCACAGAGUGGUAACAAUCAGGUAUUAAAGGCAAUGAGAAGAGGUUAUACUGUAGAGGCCUACAUGAAUCUAGUGGGACAUGUUCGUAGUCUGCUACCAGGAGUAGCAUUAACAAGUGAUUUCAUCUGUGGGUUUUGUGGUGAGACAGAGGAAGCUCACCAGCAGAGUAUUAAACUGAUAAGAGAUGUCAAAUAUAGCAUGGUAUUCUGUUUUCCAUACAGCAUGAGACAGAAAACUCAAGCUUUCCACAAGUUAGAGGAUGAUGUUUUAGAAGAUGAUAAGAAAAGACGGCAUGCAGAAUUGGCAGCAACUUUCAGACAGGAGGCUGGGGAAUUUAAUAAAACAUAUGUAGGACAGGUUCAUACAGUCCUUGUUGAAGGGGUCAGCAAGAAACGUAGAGAUACACUGUUUGGUAGGAAUGAUGCAGGUUUAGCAGUUAUCUUCCCAGAUAGUGAGGUUUUAGAUGGAAAUCUAGCAAGGCAACCAAGGCCAGGAGACUAUGUACAGAUAAAGAUCGAACAGACUACAGCGCAGACGUUGUACGGGUCAGCAUUGAAGAUAACUAAUUUAUAUAAUACUGACAGUGAUGAAGUGUUAAAAGAAAUACACUCUUGAUAAUUGCUGCAAAAAUAGUUUGAUCAAAGUAUUUAUAAUUACCGUGUUGCAAAUAAAAAUAUAGUACAGUUCA